Dacryopinax primogenitus is the source of this 819-nucleotide messenger RNA. RefSeq lists its product as uncharacterized. The transcript is spliced from 3 exons. NCBI's taxonomy places the organism in Eukaryota, Fungi, Basidiomycota, Dacrymycetes, Dacrymycetales, Dacrymycetaceae. The record is from RefSeq and is a predicted model, not a curated record. The coding region runs from base 1 to 819 and encodes 272 amino acids.
AUGGCCUCUCAACGUUUGACCCUCGACAGAACCCAAGUCCAUCAGACAGCUGAAGCAUUGAUCCCUAUUCAUACUCAGCUCGUGAAUUAUGCUACUGCACUCACAAACCUGGCAAACUCAAGGAAAGAACUUGUCACUGCCCUAGAGGCGUUCAGCGGGAUGGAACACGUAUGCGCCGAACCGCUCGAUACGCUCAAGAAGGCCCUGGAUAUUUGGCAACCUGCUCGUGAUGCUGACGUGAGAUGCGCGAAGAAGUGGGUGGAGGAAUGCGCGUUGAUGGGUGAUGAAUUGCAGACCUGGGUCGAAAAUGUCCAUCAACAAGAGAAGUCAUACGAUGCGCUUAUAGUUCGUACGAACGCAAAGAUCCGGCAUGCGAAUCAGGUGUACGAAGAUAUAAUGGAGCGGACUGACUCGGUCGCUGCUGAUUGUGAGAGGCGCAAGUACCUGGAUGCUAUCGAUCGUAUGGGCAAGGUCAUGAACAUGGCCACCGCGGCGCAUUCUUCCUCGCAAACCUCCCAACAUGAUGAUUCGCUGGCCUCUGGCUGUGCAAGAGUUCUCAAGUUGGCCGAAAGUGAAUGGUCCCGUAUCGUCGAAAGUCUCCCUAGCAUGCCUGAUGAUCGUCUCGCUACCAUGGUGGGAGAAUGUGAAGACAUGGAUGGCCCUUCUAUGGAAGAUCUUUCCAACGGUAGCUCUUCAACGGCAUGCGAUUUCGACAUCAGCGCACUCAACGAAGUUAAUUACCAAGCACCCUUUCAACCCUGCAGUAGCGCAGACUUGGGCAUCGAUGGCCCCAUCUCGCGAUGUUGUCAUCUCCAGUAA